AUUCACUUACCUUACCCCACAAGUUAUCACAGCAACACUGAUUUCGGCCUAAUGGAGCCCAACAUCGCGGUCAAUUUCGAGGACUACUUCCCGUCGAUGAUGGAGCAGCUGGGCGCCGAAGGCUUCAUCGGCGAGCUGUGCAACGGGUUCCGGUUGCUGAUGGACGGCCAGCGCGGGCUGAUAACGUUCGAGAGCUUGAAGAAGAACAGCGUUAUUCUGGGGUUGAAUGACAUGGGAGACGAUGAGAUCGUUUGCAUGUUGAGCGAAGGCGAUUUGGACGGAGAUGGGGCAUUGAAUCAGAUUGAGUUUUGCAAUCUCAUGUUUAGGUUAAGCCCAGGGUUAGUGGUGGAUGAUAAUAGUAAUAAUUAUUAUGGAUCAAGGCAAUGGGUUGAAGAAUAUAUAUGA
Messenger RNA from Hibiscus syriacus, 405 nucleotides. RefSeq names its product calcium-binding protein KRP1-like. Lineage: Eukaryota; Viridiplantae; Streptophyta; Magnoliopsida; Malvales; Malvaceae. The coding region runs from base 52 to 405 and encodes 117 amino acids. The record is from RefSeq and is a predicted model, not a curated record. The transcript has a single exon. Gene Ontology annotation, molecular function: calcium ion binding.